GUUCAGUGUAUCUUUGCCUGCCUACAUCAAUCUGCAAGGGAGUUGCAGAAAAGCCUCAUGUUCAUCGAGCCGAGAUGAAACCAGACAGAGGGUCAAGUUUACAGAUGACCGUGUCUGCAAGAGUCACCUCCUGGACUGCUGCCCCCAUGACAUCCUGGCUGGGACGCGCAUGGAUUUGGGAGAAUGUACAAAAAUCCACGAUCUGGCCCUUCGAGCAGAUUAUGAGAUUGCAAGUAAAGAGAGAGACCUGUUCUUUGAACUGGAUGCCAUGGAUCACUUGGAGUCCUUCAUCGCAGAAUGUGACCGGAGGACUGAAUUGGCCAAGAAACGGCUGGCGGAGACACAGGAGGAGAUCAGCGCUGAAGUCUCUGCGAAGGCAGAAAAAGUGCAUGAGUUGAAUGAAGAAAUAGGAAAACUCCUUGCUAAAGCUGAGCAGCUGGGGGCAGAAGGGAAUGUGGACGAAUCCCAGAAGAUUCUUAUGGAAGUGGAGAAAGUUCGAGCGAAGAAGAAGGAAGCUGAGGAGGAGUACAGGAACUCCAUGCCUGCGUCCAGUUUCCAGCAGCAGAAGCUGCGCGUCUGCGAGGUGUGCUCGGCCUACCUGGGACUACACGACAACGACCGCCGUCUGGCAGACCACUUCGGGGGCAAGUUACACCUCGGCUUCAUCCAGAUCCGCGAGAAGCUCCGUCAGCUGAGGAAAACCGUGGCUGAGAAGCAGGAGAAGAGAAACCAGGACCGUCUGAGGCGGCGAGAGGAGCGGGAGCGGGAGGAGCGGCUGAGCAGGAGGUCUGGAUCAAGAACCAGAGAUCGCAGGAGGUCACGCUCCCGGGACCGGCGUCGGAGGCGGUCGAGAUCUGCCUCCCGAGAGCGGAGGAAGCCUUCCCGGUCCCGGUCCCGAGACAGACAGCGGCGCCCCCGCAGCCGUUCCCGGAGCCACAGCCGGGGCCACCGCCGGGCCUCCAGGGACCGGAGUGCGAGGCACAAGUUCUCCAGAGAGCGGGCAUCAAGAGAGGAGCCCUGGGAAAGCGGGCGGAGCGAGCGGGGGCCUGCCGACUGGAGGCUCGGGAGCUCCAACGGGCAGGCGGCUUCGCGGCCAUCAGAGGAGAAGGAGGCCGGCGAGCUCUGAAGCUGUGCGGCACUGUGAAUAGUCUGACGGGUGUUCCGAACAGCCCGCAAGUCCUUUAUACUCGCUGGGUGCCCCUUCCUUUUUGUAGUUAACACCUCUUGUUUCUGAGCUCGCCGUGAGUUCCUAGAGCCGUGCGGAGUCUCCCAUGUUCUGGGCUCUGUGGAUCAGGGUGAAUAAAUAUGUCGGAUGCCCCCUGA
Molecule: messenger RNA, 1323 nt
Organism: Tupaia belangeri chinensis (Chinese tree shrew)
Lineage: Eukaryota; Metazoa; Chordata; Mammalia; Scandentia; Tupaiidae
Gene: LUC7L
Product: LUC7 like
Biological process (GO): mRNA splice site recognition
Cellular component (GO): U1 snRNP
Molecular function (GO): mRNA binding
Source: RefSeq, a predicted model, not a curated record